This is a messenger RNA of Ostertagia ostertagi, 315 nucleotides long. The record is from the annotation of a GenBank genome assembly. Lineage: Eukaryota; Metazoa; Nematoda; Chromadorea; Rhabditida; Trichostrongylidae.
AUGAGCGAAGAUGAAGAAUUGGAGUUUGCCAUUACCGAGGCAGCUUCCAUUUUAGCCUUCUUCGAUGGAAUCCCGUUGAAGGUUUCGUACAGAUUCGAUCGACUUAUUGAUGAUGUGCUCAGUAAAAUACCGUUCGAUGAGGCAACCGCUUUUCCAUUCCUCACUUGGCAUUCGAGGGAACAUCCUUUCAGUCCGCGACUCUUGGGACUCACCGAACCAACGGUACUGAUCCCGAAUGUCUAUGACCAAAGUUAUCUGCGACUACGAUUAGCUGAAGGAAUCAACGAGUACGUGAGCUGUAGAGAACGACGGUAA